GCCCGCGCGGGGUCUCCCCCAUGGUGCAGCGGGGUUCGGGAUGUCGAAGACGCUGAAGAAGAAGAAGCACUGGCUCAGCAAGGUGCAGGAGUGCGCGGUGUCCUGGGCAGGGCCCCCGGGCGACUUGGGCGCCGAGAUCCGGGGCGGCGCGGAGCGCGGUGAGUUCCCCUACCUGGGGCGGCUCCGCGACGAGCCCGGCGGGGGCACCUGCUGCGUCGUCUCGGGCAAGGCGCCCAGCCCGGGGGAUGUGCUGCUGGAGGUGAACGGGACGCCUGUCAGCGGGCUCACCAACCGGGACACCCUGGCUGUCAUCCGCCACUUCCGCGAGCCCAUCCGUCUCAAGACUGUGAAGCCAGGCAAAGUCAUUAAUAAAGAUUUGAGACAUUACCUGAGUCUUCAGUUUCAGAAAGGAUCAAUUGACCACAAACUGCAGCAAGUGAUCAGAGAUAAUCUCUACUUGAGAACCAUUCCAUGCACUACAAGGGCCCCCAGGGAUGGGGAAGUACCAGGGGUGGACUAUAAUUUCAUUUCUGUUGAACAGUUCAAAGCACUGGAAGAGAGUGGAGCAUUAUUAGAAAGUGGAACGUAUGAUGGAAACUUCUAUGGAACCCCCAAGCCUCCAGCAGAACCCAGCCCUUUCCAGCCAGAUCCGGUUGAUCAGGUCCUCUUUGAUAAUGAGUUUGACACAGAAUCCCAAAGAAAACGAACUACAUCUGUCAGCAAGAUGGAAAGAAUGGACAGUUCUCUUCCUGAAGAGGAAGAAGAUGAAGACAAGGAAGCUAUUAAUGGCAGUGGAAAUGCAGGAGAAAACAGAGAGAGGCAUUCUGAGUCAUCUGAUUGGAUGAAGACCAUCCCGAGUUACAACCAAACAAAUAGCUCCAUGGACUUUAGAAAUUAUAUGAUGAGAGAUGAGAAUCUGGAACCACUGCCCAAAAACUGGGAAAUGGCCUACACUGACACAGGGAUGAUCUACUUCAUUGACCACAAUACCAAGACAACCACCUGGUUGGAUCCUCGUCUUUGUAAGAAAGCCAAAGCACCUGAAGACUGUGAAGAUGGAGAACUUCCUUAUGGCUGGGAGAAAAUAGAGGACCCACAGUAUGGGACAUACUAUGUUGAUCAUCUUAACCAGAAAACCCAGUUUGAAAAUCCAGUGGAGGAAGCCAAAAGGAAAAAGCAGUUAGGACAGGCUGAUACUGGGUCUUCAAAACCAGAUGUGGAAAAAUCACACUUUACUCGAGAUCCAUCCCAGCUUAAAGGCAUCCUUGUUCGAGCAUCAUUGAAAAAAAGCACAAUGGGAUUUGGUUUUACCAUUAUUGGUGGAGAUAGGCCUGAUGAGUUCCUACAAGUAAAAAAUGUACUGAAAGAUGGUCCUGCAGCUCAGGAUGGGAAAAUUGCACCAGGUGAUGUUAUUGUAGACAUCAAUGGCAACUGUGUCCUUGGUCACACCCAUGCAGAUGUUGUCCAGAUGUUUCAAUUGGUACCUGUCAAUCAGUAUGUAAACCUCACUUUAUGUCGUGGUUAUCCACUUCCUGAUGACAAUGAAGAUCCUGUUGUGGACAUUGUUGCUGCUACUCCUGUCAUUAAUGGACAGUCAUUAACCAAGGGAGAGACUUGCAUGAAUACUCAGGAUUUUAAGUCAGGAGCAAUGGUUCUGGACCAGAAUGGAAAAUCAGGACACACCUUGAUCGGUGAUCGUCUCAAUGGACCAUCAGAUCUGAGUGAGCAGAGAGCAUCCAUGGCAUCAUCAGGCAGCUCCCAGCCUGAACUAGUGACUAUCCCUCUGAUUAAGGGCCCUAAAGGCUUUGGGUUUGCAAUUGCUGACAGCCCAACUGGACAGAAGGUGAAAAUGAUAUUGGAUAGUCAGUGGUGUCAAGGCCUACAGAAAGGGGAUAUAAUUAAGGAAAUUUACCAUCAAAAUGUGCAGAAUUUAACACAUCUCCAAGUGGUAGAGGUGCUAAAGCAGUUUCCAGUAGGUGCAGAUGUACCAUUGCUUAUCUUAAGAGGAGGUCCUCCUUCACCAACUAAAACUGCCAAAAUGAAAACAGAUAAAAAGGAAAAUUCAGGAAGUUUGGAGGCCAUAAAUGAGCCCAUUCCCCAGCCUAUGCCUUUUCCACCCAGCAUUAUUAGGUCAGGAUCCCCGAAAUUGGAUCCUUCAGAGGUCUACCUGAAAUCUAAGACUUUAUAUGAAGAUAAACCACCAAACACCAAAGAUUUGGAUGUUUUUCUUCGGAAACAGGAAUCAGGGUUUGGCUUCAGAGUGCUAGGAGGAGAUGGACCUGACCAAUCUAUAUAUAUUGGGGCCAUCAUUCCUCUGGGUGCAGCUGAGAAAGAUGGUCGGCUCCGGGCUGCUGAUGAACUGAUGUGCAUUGAUGGGAUUCCUGUUAAAGGAAAAUCACACAAACAAGUCUUAGACCUGAUGACGACUGCUGCUCGAAAUGGCCACGUGUUAUUAACUGUCAGAAGAAAGAUCUUCUAUGGUGAGAAACAACUUGAGGAUGACAGCUCUCAAGGCUUCAUUUCAACACAGAAUGGAUCUCCCCGCCUGAACCGAGCAGAAGUCCCCGCCAGGCCUGCUUCCCAGGAGGCCUAUGAUAUUGUCUUGCAAAGAAAAGAAAAUGAAGGAUUUGGCUUUGUGAUCCUCACCUCCAAAAACAAACCACCUCCAGGAGUUAUUCCUCAUAAAAUUGGCCGAGUCAUAGAAGGAAGUCCAGCUGAUCGCUGUGGAAAACUGAAAGUUGGAGAUCAUAUCUCUGCAGUGAAUGGGCAGUCCAUUAUUGAACUGUCCCAUGAUAACAUUGUUCAGCUGAUCAAAGAUGCCGGCAUCACUGUCACACUCACAGUCAUUGCUGAAGAAGAGCAUCAUGGUCCACCAUCAGGAACAAACUCAGCCAGGCAAAGCCCAGCCCUGCAGCACAGGCCCGUGGGACAGUCACAGGCCAACCACAUACCUGGGGACAGAAGUGCCCUAGAAAGUGAAAUUGGAAAAGACGUCUCCACUUCUUACAGACAUUCGUGGUCUGACCACAAGCACCUUGCACAGCCUGACACCGCGAUGAUUUCAGUUGUAGGCAGUCGGCACAACCAGAGCCUUGGUUGUUACCCAGUAGAGCUGGAGAGAGGUCCCCGGGGCUUUGGGUUCAGCCUCCGAGGGGGGAAGGAGUACAACAUGGGGCUCUUCAUUCUGCGUCUUGCUGAGGAGGGUCCUGCCAUCAAAGACGGCAGAAUUCACGUUGGUGACCAGAUUGUUGAAAUCAAUGGGGAACCUACACAAGGCAUCACACAUACUCGAGCAAUCGAGCUCAUCCAGGCCGGUGGAAAUAAAGUUCUUCUUCUUUUGAGGCCAGGAACUGGCUUGAUACCUGACCAUGGUUUGGCUCCUUCCGGUCUGUGCUCCUACGUGAAACCUGAGCAACAUUAAGGCUUUCAGGGCUUUUCUUGGUCUUUCCUUAAAAAGACUUGGUGAUUGGGAUAUGAAUAAUCCUUCAUCUUCAAAUGUGAUUUAUGAUGAACAGUCACCAUUUCCCCCAUCUUCACAUUCUGCUUCCAUGUGUGAAGAGUCUCAUGUGCCAGUAAUUGAAGAAUCUUUAAUGAGAGUUCAGAUAUGUGAAAAGGCCGAAGAAUUAAAGGACAUUGUGCAUGAUAAGAAAAGCACUUUAAAUGAAAAGCAGUCUGAUAUAAAGCAUCAGUCUCUUCUCCAGAAAAAUGUGAAUAAAAGGGAUCCACCCAACAGUCAUGGGCACAGUGACAAGAAAAAUCUCUUGAAAGUAGAAACUGGUGUUACACAAAGAGGUAGAUCUGCUAGUCCCCAAAAGUCAGCCAGUCGACAUUCAGAGGAACAUUUAGAAAAGAUACCCAGUCCUCUAAAAAAUGACCCCAAAAGAAGACCCCGAGAUCGAUCACUCAGCCCCAGGAAAGGGGAGAAUAAAAGUGGUCACGUGGGCCCCAGGGUAGAGUCUGGACAAGAUCACAGCCGACACAGCAGAGGACAGUCUUCAAGCCCAAAGCAGCAGCAAAAAACUGAGGGAAGCAAAGACCAACCCAAUGCUGAAGCCAAAUUACUCGAGUUGGAGAGUCGAAAAGCAGGGGGCCGUGCUAGUGACAGUGCUGAGCAGAUCUCGGGUGGGAAAGAAAACUGCGGUGUUAUCAGGAAAGAUAUGAAGCAGAGUCAGUCUGGAAAAAAUAGAACAAGGUCUCCAGAGAAAAAAAGCAAGAGAAUGGAUGAAAAGUCUCUUCCAUCCAAAAAGACUAAUAACGCUGCUAGUAUAGUAGUAUCUGAAAAUGAAAAAGGAAGGAGAGCAACCUUAGGAGAUACAAGUUCUAGUAAAGAUAAAAUAGGAGAAAGCGUCAAAAUAUCAGAAAAGCUGAAGCAGGAACCUGAAGAAAGAAUGGUUUUAAACAAAACAGAAGAUCACAAAGGAAAAGACCUUGAGGUAGCUGACAAAAACAGAGAAAGUGGAGGGUUCAAACCUGAAAGGGGUUCUCCAGCUAAGAAGACACCGAUAACUCCAGGGCCCUGGAGGGUGCCGAGUGCGCAUAAAGCCACAGGCAUGAGUGGUGUGGCCGAGAAACAGCUGUGACCUUUAGUACAAAACAAAGAAAACCAAGGUGUAAUCUUUACUUACUAAAAAGCAGCAUUUUUAAAAAAAAAAGUCAUUUUUUCAGAAAUUCUGAAACACACAUAAAUACAUUUUAAUUUGAGCAUCAAGUUAUCUAGGCUGCAUGAAGGGCCUUUAGGAUCGCUAAGAACCAACUGUCCCCUUGGCUGGCUGCCCUCCCUUGUGCUCAGGAAGGAACUGUAUCCAUGUGCUCAUCUGACACGCCCAGCCUCUCAUCUGACGUGUCCUGCUCAGGCGGCCCAGCUCGUCUUCAUGAGUGUCUGAACAAAUGACAUGUGUUGAUACUCACAAUGUGGUCACAACUCACUUUAUAUUUGUGCCAAGUUAUCUACUGUAUCAUGUCUGUUCUAUCCUUCUCACUCAGAUAUUUCCACAGUAAUGAAAAACUUAGGUUUGGCUUGGGAUUUGAUAUUCUCAAUAGCAUGUUGCAUGUUUACAGAGAGAAAUAUUUGAGUCCUUGCAGAAGAAGAGAUUGUUAACUUAGCAUUAAAGAUGGCAGUUGCCUCUUCUAACAGCUACUGAUCAUGUCCCAGUUUAAAAACUCAUCACUACUGUAAAGAAAAAAAAUGUAGUCAAAUAGUGACACUUUCUUAGGAUUUUUUAAUUUGGCUGGAUAAGGUAUUUCAAAUAACUGUUCAAGAUAUUACUUACAAUUGAAUAUUCAAAAUGAGAAAGUACUUUAAGCAAUUAAGAGUUCACCUCCUGCUGUGUUAUCCAACCCUGACGUAGUUAUGGCAUCUCAGAUCACCCUUUUAUUUCAGUUAUUUCAUUAUGAAUGAAACCACCAAGAAGCAUAUGGAAACAUUGCUUAUUGCUGUUCGAAGAAAAACCAUCAAAUUUCUGCUUCUGGAUAUUUUGGUUGUACCUACUACUAAGUCAUUAGUUGUUAAUACAUAAUACAUAUUUGAAGAGUCAAAAGAUCAUACAGAUUGUGGAGAGACUUAAUUAUAAAACCAGUUUCACAGUCCACUGCCAGAUAAAGUACCAACUCAUCUGGUAGCAGCUGUACAAGUUCGGGUCUUGAGAAGCAGAACCUGUGUGAGACCUGCUCAGCAAGUAAGGACAAACAUGGUGGUAGACAGCAUUUGCUAGAACUUAUUUAAUUUUAAAUUCUAGCUACAUUAACUUAUUUAAAAACAAGAAAGGGAGACUAAACCUCUGCUUAGCUUGUACACAUUUUCAGAGUUCUUUUUUGAAGUCUAAUUAAAGAUGUUGGUUGGAAGGUGGAGACAGUUUUUAACUCCAUAAAAUAGAUCCAGGUUUUUCAGUCCCCUGGAGCAGCAUUCAGUAGCAUCUAUAAAUAAAGGAACAUUCUCAGAAUAAAACCAUUUUAUGGAGUAUGCGAACACACUUGUUCUGUCACCCAGGGUUCAUCAUGUUAUUGUGAAACACGUUAUGUCCAGGUCCUUCCCUCUCAGAGUCUGACUGUGAAACUCUUUAAUAUAACAACUGACUCAGCCCCUGUAGAUACAAUGCUUCCCAGAGUGAGAUUUCUGAAAUCCCAUUUUCAUCCAGAAUUAUAUUCACCCACCUGUUGUAACUACUUGAAUAGAGCAAAAUUAGGAGGCUUGAUAAAUGCUAAGAAUUUAGUAUUACAGAAAUGAUUUAUUUUCCCUAUAGUCCACAAUUAGUGAUAAGAAUCCUGUUUUUAUUGUUAACUGUGACAUAACUUGGAUGUCAUAUGUUGUCAGUCUGAUGUGGCUCUUCCCUUUCUAAGUAACCUGUCACUGUACUGAUUAUAUACUGACUUAGCAAUGUGGCCUUGGAAUGCUAAGCAAAAUAUGGAUGUACUGGUUGUAAAUGUUUAUAUAUUGUACAGUACCUUUAUAUA
Molecule: messenger RNA, 6450 nt
Organism: Ceratotherium simum simum (southern white rhinoceros)
Lineage: Eukaryota; Metazoa; Chordata; Mammalia; Perissodactyla; Rhinocerotidae
Gene: MAGI3
Product: membrane associated guanylate kinase, WW and PDZ domain containing 3
Biological process (GO): signal transduction
Cellular component (GO): cytoplasm; cell-cell junction
Molecular function (GO): protein binding
Source: RefSeq, a predicted model, not a curated record